GCAUGGCUGACAGUGUUGACGGGGCACGAUGCAUUAUUAUCACAUACUCGUAGAUUUAGAUUCAAAGGUGCAUCGCAUACUCGUAGACGGUUGACUAGCAAACCAAAGAGAGGCCAAAGAUUCGCCGCUCCAGCACCAUACCACACCGGAGCUCGGCGGACGAAAAUGCGGGUACUCGCCGGAACGCGGCGAGCCGGCGGAGCAUCCGGAAACCGGAACGGGAAGCGGCAGCUCCAGGGCUUGCUGGGAGAUGAGCUAGACUGUUUUUCGGAGGAGGUUCAACGGCGGCCAGAAGUGAAGAUCGUCAACAAGUACGUGGUUGUCAUGGCAUUCAUCCGUAUCGGCCUCAAAGGCUUCGGCGCCCUGGCGCUCUUGUGGGCCACCGUGGUUCUUCUCGGCGGCUUCGUCUCCGAUCUCAAGGGGGUCGAUUUCCGGAACCUGACCAUCAUCGCAUUCGUGCAGGCUGCCGGGCACGGCCGCGCAGCACUAUCGCGGAGGCGGAGGUCUGGCACUGAAGGAGAGUUGGAGACAGGGAGCAGGGAUCGGAGAUAUCAAUCAGCAGGUUACAUACUUACAGCUACAACAUUCAGGUCUUGUAAUCAUGUUGACUAAGAAGCAUCUCUCUGGUUAUCAUAAAAGAAACCACAAGAAAUAAAAUUCUAUGUGUUGAAGGUUUGUUCGCAUGUUAUUUCUCUUUUUCUAUGUGUUGUAGCUUCUAUGAUACUUGGUUUCGAACAGAAGAAGAAAAAAAUAUUUCAUGCUACUGAGAAAAUAUCGGUGUCUAUACAAUUGAUUUUU
Messenger RNA from Lolium perenne, 798 nucleotides. RefSeq lists its product as uncharacterized. The record is from RefSeq and is a predicted model, not a curated record. NCBI's taxonomy places the organism in Eukaryota, Viridiplantae, Streptophyta, Magnoliopsida, Poales, Poaceae.